Messenger RNA from Peronospora farinosa, 2034 nucleotides. The record is from the annotation of a GenBank genome assembly. Lineage: Eukaryota; Oomycota; Peronosporomycetes; Peronosporales; Peronosporaceae.
AUGCCAUCACAACAAGAAUAUGUUACGCAGCUACAACAUGGUGGAGGUUCCGCUGAAACUACUGACUACCCGGUAGACACAAAAGCUUACGUGAUGGAUCAUACACUUGGAACGACCUCGUCGACGGCUACAACUCCUGGUACUACCGAUACAAAUACACAACCAGUGAAUAAUCCACCAACUGUGAUGAGGAAAGGCAAAUGGACAGCUGAAGAAAGUGCUUAUUGUGAUCGAUUGAUUGAAGAAUUUAAAAAGGGGAAUUUACCAUUGUCAGAAGGCACGACAUUGCGAACAUUCUUGUCGAAAUUAUUAAACUGUGAUCCGAUGCGGAUCUCGAAAAAGUAUACGGGCGAUCAGUGUAUUGGUAAAAUUAUCUUUCGUCGACGAGACGAUGAAGUGGCAAAGGAUGAUAUUGAAAAUAUCCGGAAGGAUCUAGCAGAGCUGGAAAAGACGUACUUGGAACGAGAACAAUACAAUCAACGAAGACGUGAAAAACGACUCGAGUCGGAGCUCUCACGAGAUAAAAAUCGCUUUGCAGCUGUCAGGUCAAUGGGAUACGCCACAACGUCAGGAAAUUCAUCUGCAGUCAUGUCGCCACACUCUCAUUCACAGCAACAACAUGGAGGAUACUCUCCUGCUUCCGUUCGGUCGAUGACAAAGCAGGAACCUCGACCAGUUCCUGUUCAGCAGCCGAGUGGAGGAUACGGUACUCCGAGUCGUGGAGGCGGCAUGCCUGUUCAGCCGCCUUUGCAUCCUCCACAACAGACCAAUAACGUUCCCUCUCACCUAUUUAAUGGCGAUCACAGCAAUGUAUCGAUGCUUGGCAUUGCUGGCGCACAAACCCAGGGCCAAGGUCAGGUCCAGGACAAUAAGUCUGCCAUGGACGGUAACUCCAGCGACUCGUUCCCCCGUGUGUCGUCGAUUGACAGUUUCUCGUGUCUGUUUCCGCGCGUGGCGAGCAUUGAAAACUUCCAGCACGCGACGUCGUCAGGAUUUGUUGGAAUGAAUUCUAAUGGCUUGUAUGUGUCAACGGACAGUCAGAGUACAAUGACCAGCAGCGGAUUUGAUACUCAGUCAAAGCCGAUGUCUACUAGCGAGGGUCUUCAUGCUUAUUUUCCGCGCAUCCAAUCGCUAGAACAGCUAUCCAAUUUGUUGCAGGAUCGUGGUUUGAAUAGUCCGUCUGGGGCAGUAACGGCACCGGCAGCCCAGAACACACGAGAUGUGAUGGAAAAUCCAGAUGACAGCAAAAAGCAGCAGGGCAAGGAAAACACAUUAUUUGGAGGCACCCGGAGGCGGCUUGGUGAUAAUGGUAUGAAAGAGGAGCCGCAGCGAGAAGGCGAUCUCAAUGCACAGUCAAAUUCAAACUGCAGUAGCAGCAGUACCGUAACUGGGACCACUAAACGCCUCAGCCCCAGCCACAAUGCUUCAACUUCAUCUGGCUCGGGGAACCAGAUUCAGAUUCCCAAGCCCCUGAACAAAAUGCCGCGUAGCUCGUCAGGUAUAUUUCCGCGCGUACCAUCUAUGGACAAAAUGCCUCGGGUGCCUUCUGUUGAUAAGAUUCCUCGUGUUGCUUCGCUGGACAAACUACCGCGUAUCCCGUCUAUGGAUAAACUCCAUGCGGGGGGCGGUGGCGAGCAACGUAUUCCGAGGGUGCCUUCAAGCGACAAGAUGGCGCGAGUGCCAAGCUUGGACAUGCUCUCUCGUUUUGGCUCGAGCGACCACCUCAGCAGCUUCCCGUCAUUCUCAAACCUAAGCGCACUCUCUUCGAGCGCCUCAUACGAUAAGUUGAGCUCGCUGGGUGGAUUUAAGUCGGGAUUUCCGCGUAAUUCGUCGAUCGAGGACAUUUUGUCUUUGGUAGCAUCAUCUGAGUCAACGGGCCUUUCAUCCACUGGCUCAACAUUGCAGCUGAGUGCACUGGCUGCGGUUGCUGGUGAGGAGUCAUCCCAUCUUGCCAACGAACGAAAACGUCGGCUGGAGAACUUGCAGCAGGAUACGCCGUUGGCGGCUGAUAAGAAGAACAAGCUGUCAACGUGA